Passer domesticus (house sparrow) is the source of this 3536-nucleotide messenger RNA. RefSeq names its product Nedd4 family interacting protein 1 (gene NDFIP1). The coding region runs from base 114 to 761 and encodes 215 amino acids. Gene Ontology annotation, biological process: ubiquitin-dependent protein catabolic process; vacuolar transport; metal ion transport. Gene Ontology annotation, cellular component: endoplasmic reticulum; Golgi apparatus; perinuclear region of cytoplasm. NCBI's taxonomy places the organism in Eukaryota, Metazoa, Chordata, Aves, Passeriformes, Passeridae. The transcript is spliced from 8 exons. The record is from RefSeq and is a predicted model, not a curated record. Gene Ontology annotation, molecular function: WW domain binding.
GCGGCGCGGCCGAGCGUGACGGGGAGGGCGGGAGCGAGCGGAGCCCGCAGCGAGCAGCGCCCGGGCCGCCGCCGCCUCCGCCUGCGCAGCGCCCGCACCGAGCCCGCAGCGCCAUGGCGGCCGCGGCCGCCGAGCCCAGCACCGGCCGCUACCAGCAGCUGCAGAAUGAAGAGGAGCCGGGCGAGGCCGUGCCCGUGGUGAACGACGCCCCUCCGCCCUACAGCAGCAUUUCUGCAGAGAGCACAGCUUACUUUGACUACAAGGAUGAGUCGGGGUUCCCGAAGCCGCCGUCCUACAACGUGGCCACCACCCUGCCCAGCUACGACGAGGCCGAGAGGAGCAAGGCUGAGGCCACCAUUCCCCUGGUUCCUGGCAGGGAUGAUGACUUUGUGACACGGGAUGACUUUGAUGACACUGACCAGCUGAGGAUAGGAAAUGAUGGCAUUUUCAUGCUGACUUUCUUCAUGGCAUUCCUCUUCAACUGGAUUGGAUUUUUCCUGUCUUUCUGCCUGACUACUUCAGCUGCUGGACGAUAUGGGGCCAUUUCUGGCUUUGGUCUGUCUCUUAUUAAGUGGAUCCUUAUUGUCAGGUUCUCCACCUAUUUUCCUGGUUACUUUGAUGGCCAGUACUGGCUUUGGUGGGUCUUCCUUGUACUAGGUUUUCUGCUGUUUCUCAGAGGAUUUAUUAAUUAUGCAAAGGUUAGGAAGAUGCCAGAUACGUUUUCCACUCUUCCCAGAACCAGAGUUCUCUUUAUUUACUGAAGAUGUUUUCUGGCAAAUGUCUUCCUGCAUUAGUGAAAUCCCCCCCAAGAAGCAGCAGGACACCUGCAGGAAGUGAAUCAAGGCUCUGGAGCAGAAGAAAAAAUAAUCACCUGCUUUAAAAUAAAUAAAUAAAAGUACUGUUGGAAAAAGAAAAAAAAAGGAGAAGCAUUUCUUUCGAUUUGUUUUUAGGUGUAAAAUUUGAAUAAUUAACGCAGAAUUCUGUAAUUGUUGACUCAUUAGUGGCUGAUGUUUGGAGCAGCUCUCGCAGUGGGUCAGCCCGGGUGGAGCUGGGGCAGCAGCAGCCCCGGGGCCAGCAGGGGCCAGCCUUGCUUUAGCUCCUGCUGCAGCCUGGAGCUGCCUGCGCUGGCCAGAGUGACAUCUGGGCUGUGUGUGACACCCCGUGCUGGGCAGAGUGUGACACUCUGUGCUAUGCAGUGUGUGACACCAUGUGCUGUGCAAUGUGUGACACUGCCCUGCACAGUGUGUGACACCCUGUCCUGUGAAAUGUGUGACACUGUGUCUUGGACUGUGUGUGACACCCUGUCCUGUACAGUCUGUGACACCCUGUCCUGUGAAAUGUGUGACACUCUGUGCUGUGCAGGGUGUGACACUGUGUCCUGUUCCGUCUGUGACAUUGUGUCCUGGACUGUGUGUGACCCCCCCUGUCCUGCACAGUCUGUGACACACCCUGUGCAGUGUGUGACACCCUGUGCAGCGUGUGACACCCUGUCCUGUGCUGUGUGUGACACCCUGUGCAGUGUGUGACACCCUGUGCAGUGUGUGACACCCUGUCCUGUGCAGUGUGUGACACCCUGUGCUGUGCUGUGUGUGACACCCUGUGCUGUGCUGUGUGUGACACCCUGUGCAGUGUGUGACACUGCCCUGUGCAGUGUGUGACACCCUGUCCUGUGCAGUGUGUGACACCCUGUGCUGUGUGUGACACCCUGUGCAGUGUAUGACACCCUGUGCAGUGUGUGACACCCUGUGCAGUGUAUGACACCCUGUGCAGUGUGUGACACCCUGUGCUGUGCUGUGUGUGACACCCUGUGCAGUGUGUGACACUGCCCUGUGCAGUGUGUGACACCCUGUCCUGUGCUGUGUGUGACACCCUGUGCAGUGUGUGACACUGCCCUGUGCUGUGUGUGACACCCUGUGCUGUGUGUGACACCCUGUGCUGUGUGUGACACCCUGUCCUGUGCUGUGUGUGACACCCUGUGCUGUGUGUGACACCCUGUGCUGUGUGUGACACCCUGUCCUGUGCUGUGUGUGACACCCUGUGCAGUGUGUGACACUGCCCUGUGCUGUGUGUGACACCCUGUGCUGUGCAGUGUGUGACACUGCCCUGUGCAGUGUGUGACACCCUGUCCUGUGCUGUGUGUGACACCCUGGGCUGUGUGUGACACCCUGUGCUGUGUGUGACACCCUGUCCUGUGCAGUGUGUGACACUGCCCUGUGCAGUGUGUGACACCCUGGGCUGUGUGUGACACCCUGUGCUGUGCAGUGUGUGACACCCUGCCCUGUGCAGUGUGUGACACCCUGUGCAGUGUGUGACACCCUGUCCUGUGCAGUGUGUGACACCCUGGGCUGUGCAGUGUGUGACACAGUGUCCUGUGUGUGACACCCUGCCCUGUGCAGUGUGUGACACCCUGGGCUGUGCAGUGUGUGACACAGUGUCCUGUGUGUGACACCCUGCCCUGUGCAGUGUGUGACACCCUGGGCUGUGUGUGACACCCUGUGCUGUGCAGUGUGUGACACCCUGGGCUGUGUGUGACACCCUGUGCUGUGCAGUGUGUGUGCCCUGAGUCCCGUACAGCCCAUGGAACUCCAUGUCCUGUACAGUCCCCACGUGUCACAUCCUGCACAGCCCGUGUGCAUCAUGUCCUGUACAGCCCAUGGAACUGCAUGUACUCAGUGUCCUGUCCAUCCCGUGUGCUCCAUGUGCAUCAUGUCCUGUCCAUCCCAGUCCAUCCCUGUCCCCCAUGUCCUGUCCAUCCCUGUCCUCUGUGUCCUGUCCAUCCUGUGUGCUUCAUGUACAUCAUGUCCUGUCCCUGUCCAUCUCUGUGCCCUGUGUCCUGUCCCUGUCCCCCCUGUCCUGUCCAUCCCAGUCCAUCCCUGUCCCCCGUGUCCUGUCUGUCCAUCCCUGUGUCCUGUCUGUCCAUCCCUGUCCCCGUGUCCUGUCUGUCCAUCCCUGUCCCCGUGUCCUGUCCAUCCCUGUGUCCUGUCUGUCCAUCCCUGUCCCCGUGUCCUGCCUGGCAGCACAGGGGUGGCUCCAGGGCUCAGGUGACAGCAGGGGUGGCUGUGCUCCUGCAGUCCCCCAGCACCCAGGGGGCUGUGGAGGAAAAGGGGUCACUGCAGUCCAGACUCCAAGGUGUCCUUGGGAAUUUAGAGGCACAAGUAUUAACUUUUAACAGUCUUUAUUCUCGGUGUUGUAGUAUCCUUUCCUUUCGCACCACCAACUUUUUGGGCUCUCCAGGGGUUUUCACGGAACAAGUCUGUAGUGUAAAACUAAAAGAUCAUGUUGCAACUUUGUAUAAAAACCAUCUUGCAAAACAAAGGCCUUUUUUUUUCUCUUUGGCUUGGGACUUUUGAGACAAUUCCUAACAUACCUGUAAUUCUUGCUUUUAUAAUUUGUGUUAGCAGAGACUCUGAUGCGUUGGAAAUGUAGAUUUAAUGUGCACUCCUGUGCUUUCUGCCAAGUGGUCAUUCACUUUGGAGUUUUACUAUGUUCAACCUGUAAAUACAGCAGAACGUCAAUAAAUGUCACUUCUGUAGCAA